This is a messenger RNA of Durusdinium trenchii, 1626 nucleotides long. NCBI's taxonomy places the organism in Eukaryota, Dinophyceae, Suessiales, Symbiodiniaceae. The record is from the annotation of a GenBank genome assembly.
GGGAGACCGGUGUUACCAGGCUGUUUGAUGUUCUACCGGACGCCAUGGCCCGAUGGCUCGAGCGGCGUUGGAACUUGUUUGCCACCGCUUUGGCACUCAACAUCGCUGCGGGCUGCACGUAUGACUACAGUGCCUACAGCCCGGUCGUGAUCGACACCUUCGGCCUUACCCUGAGGGAGACAGACCUCGUGAUGAACUUUGCGUUCUUCUUUUACGCCACCACCUCCUAUGGCUACAGCAUUUGCAAUCAGAAGCUGGGCCCCAAGAGAUCACCCCGCAUCGGUUGUGCUGUGAUGUUAGCUUGCUAUGCGCUUCUCGUGUACAACCUGGUGCAGCCUUUGCUGCCAGGUCCACAUGGCGCUGCACUGAUGUCCGUGCUGAUGGGCGUGGGCUGGGCUGGUCAAGGGACCAGUCUUGGUGCUGGAUUCCAACAGGUGGUCCGAUGCUUUCCGGACUCUUCGGGAUUUGCGGUAGGUGUCAUCAAAGGCAGCCUGGGUGCUGGCGGUGCUUUGGCACCGGCCAUUUUCUUUGGCCUUUGGGGCCAACGUCCACCGGAGAAUGCGCUUGGGAUGAAACUAUUCCCUGCCUUUGCUAGCAUCACUUUGGGUCUUUCCAUUUGGCUCUUCACCUGCUGCGUGGACGCCCGGCCGGGCUCCUCUACAAGAGAUGGACGGGUCUUCUUCAUCUUGGCCUGUGCGGUGGUGGUCAUCACGGCCGCCGCCACUGCUUGUAGUUUUUUGCCCUUGGGGGCGCUUUCAGAUUGCCUCCUGGCUGCGACGAUUUCCUCUUUGCUGGCACUUUUUCUGGGGCUGAGCUUUCUGGAGGACAAAGACGCCGAGCUGGCCGAGUCAGAGGGAUCAACCGCUGAUGCCAUGCACAUCACUGUACAGCAGGCAUCGAAGACCGCGGAGUACUGGAUGUGCAUGCUCGUCUUCAGCUCAGCCGCUGGGUCUGGCCAACUGGUCCUCACGAACCUUUCGCAGAUGGCGGAUGCGAUUGGCUUUUCAGCACAAAGUGAAGCGCUCCUUUGUUGUUUCUCCUUUUGCAAUAUGCUGAGCCGACUUGCUUUUGGCAUGGCAUGUGAUAUCUUGAAGCGUCGUCGAGCCUCGCGCGUCCUCCUUUUCGUGCUUUCAACGGUGUUGGGGGCUUGCGGCCAAGUGCUGCUUCAUGCUGCUGCUGUUCAAGAGGAUCUCACACUGCUGGUGUCCGGCGUCGUCAUUGUGGGACUGGGCUUUGGCGGUGCCUUUCCAACUCUGGUCAACGUGUGUGCAGCGCGCUGGGGCUCAGCGACACUGAAUGCCAACUGGACCCUUUUGGAUGCGGUCGGCAAUGGAACUGCAUCUUUGCUCUUUGGCAGCUACCUGGGAAGUUAUUCAUACGACCGUCAUGCGGACAAGUCUGGCCGUUGCUUUGGUCGAGAUUGCUUUUCUUUCCCACACUUGGUGAUGGCCGCAGCGUGUGUCGCUGGGGCGAUGAUCUCCAUUGCUUUGAUUUGUCUACAUCCUCACCAUCGCCAGAUUCGACGCUCUUUGUCACAGCUCCCGGUCGAACGUGCUCCUAUAUCGAGCUUUGACAUUGAUGCUAGCAGCUAAAUUUGGUUGCUAUGCGCUUGGUUUGCUGAUCAAA